GCCGGCAAAAUCAAUUGUCCGAGUUGCCCGAGUCGUACAAUUGUAGGUCCGGGCAAGUAAAAUUCUGCAGUUUACUUGUCCGUGGACAAGUAAAUUUCGGCGGUUAAUAGGAAUGCUGCAGAAAAAUCCAGUUCUUUUAAAAAAAAACACACACACAUAAUUAAACGGAUGUUUACGACUUUGAACACGAAAGCGGAAAUAGUUUAAUAGUCGGCCCAAUAAUUUUAUGCGGUCCUUACGUUAUCUUCGUAUCGUCUCGCGAAUUUGGUAAAAUUUUAGAGCAUACCUUUUUUUCGUUUCCGGUGAAAAUUGUAGCAGACGAGAUUUUAGAAAUUUAUGAAAUGGAACGUUUUCUUAUAAAAUCACCGAAUGCUAAGCCUUCUAGUAAAGUAGAAGAGCCUCCCCCUAAAAAGAGUAAGAAAGAUUAUGACAAAAAAUAUGAUACUUUGAAAAGAAAACGUGCUUUUCAAGACGCUUGGUUAAAAGAAUUCCCAUGGCUUCGAGUCGAUGAUAAAGCCGCAGGUACCUGUAAAAUUUGCCGGCAAUUUCCUAUGCUUGCAGACCAGAAAUGUGGCCUUUAUAUUGGUCAAAUAAUAAGUAGAAAAGACACGCUGUAUGCUCAUGAAAAAAGUGCAAAACAUGCAUCAUGCAAGCUGAAGUCUGACAGAGAGAAACUUAAAAAUACUAACACUAAAUUUGAGGGGGAUUUAGAGAAGACCGUACAGAAAUACAAUGAAGGACAAACUGACAAAUUUAAAAUGUUAUUCCAUACUGCUUUUGGAGUGGCAAAAAAUCGGAAACCUUUCUCUGACUAUGAAUAUAUAUGCAGCAUUCAAAAGAAAAAUGGCCUAGAUCUUGGUUCUGACCACCUCAAUAGGAAAGCUUGUGUUGAAUUUGUGAAGUCUAUUUCUGAAUCACUUCAUGAUACAUUGGUAUCUAAAUUGAAGCAAGCAAAGUUUUACACUGUAAUGUCUGAUUCAAGCACUGACUCAUCCAUAGUUGAUCAAGAGUGUGUCCUUGUUCGGUUUGUAGACCCAGAUACUAAGUCUCCAGUAACCAGUAUAGCUAGUAUAGAGGCACUACAUACCCCUGAUGCAAAUGGCGUGUUUUCAGCUAUCAAAAAUGGACUGAAAACUAUUGACAUUGAUAUUGAAAAUCGGGACAGUAAACCAGUACUUGCAUGCAUAAACAUGGACGGUGCCAGUGUGAAUAUGGGUGCCAAAAAUGGUGUAGCUAAAAAGAUUUCAGAUUGUGUUAAUCACAAAGUGAUAGUUACUCACUGUGUAGCUCAUCGUUUGGAACUUGGAGUUUUAGAUGCUGCUAAAACAGAAUCUUAUCUUGAACAGUUUGAAAGUACCAUUAAGCGUAUUUAUAGAUUCUAUUCUCCAAGUCCCAAACGACGAGCACACCUUUGUAGUAUUUCUGAAGUUCUGGACAAAGACCUUAUUAUGUAUUCUGACAUAAAAUCAAUUCGUUGGGUAUCUAGUAAACGUCGUGCAGUAAAUGCUGUUGUACAGGACUAUGAGGCUACAGUGAUGCAUCUUGAGCAGGUGAUAGAAACAUCUAAAAAAACUGAUGAAAAAUCACAAGCUAAGAAAAUUCAUAGCGAUAUUACUCAAGUUAAAUUUGUUAAAUACAUGCAUUUGAUGCUUGAUAUACUUAGACAUGUAACCUCUGUUAGCCAGUUGUUUCAGUUGAAUGAUUUGUUAAUAUUUGAAAUUCAGGAAGCUGUAAAUACCUUAUAUACACAUCUUCAUGCAAUGACUGUUACUCCUGGAGAAAGUCUACAGGAGUUUUAUGAUACAUUUGAUACUGAUGCCAGGCUCUACAAAGGGGUCAAGCUAAAUGGUCCUCUGCCAAAAGUCUUUGCUGAAGACAAUGAUAUUAUAAGGUUUUUACGUAACAUCAGUCAAGAUAUUUUGCAUAGGUUCAGCAACCUGUCUGAUGUGCCUAUUGUUAACUUUAGUGUAUUUGAUUUUAGACUUUGGCCAAACUCACUAGAUGACUUGUCUGUAUAUGGCAAUGCUGACAUUGUUUCGUUGGUUCAAUGCUAUGAAAACAUACUGUCAGAAGAAGAUAAAGCAAACAUUCCUUCUGAGUGGCAGCAAUUAAAGGUUAGGUUGUCAAUGCAAAAGAGUGGUCAUCCUUUGGCUGUCCUGACACAAAUACUUCAGUCAAAUGAGAAGACCUUCGUCCAUAUUGCUACUCUUAUAGAAAUGUUGUUUGCUAUAUCUCCUUCCACAGCUGAGUGUGAGCGGUCAUUCUCAUCUAUGAAUUUGAUUAAAACCCCAAGUCGUAGUUCAAUGAGCCAAGCUAAUCUUCUUAAUCAGAUGCGUAUUGUAAUGUCUGGUCCUAGUCUUGAAGAGUUUGACCCCACAGACAGUGUGUUGUACUGGUUGGGUAGCAGUAAGGGCAGUAGGCAUCUUACACAUAAGCCCAAAUCUAAAAAGCCUGUUGAGCCAUCAAGCAGCAGUGCUAAUAUUGAUAUUGAGCCUGAGCAGCAGGAUACUCAACUGAUAAAUGACACAAGAGCAAAGCUGAAAGAAAAGCUGGCAAAAGACCAAUGUUCUGUGCAGUAA
Messenger RNA from Ruditapes philippinarum (Manila clam), 2579 nucleotides. Its product is annotated as zinc finger protein 862-like. The transcript has a single exon. The record is from RefSeq and is a predicted model, not a curated record. Bases 342 to 2579 code for a protein of 745 amino acids. Lineage: Eukaryota; Metazoa; Mollusca; Bivalvia; Venerida; Veneridae.